Gasterosteus aculeatus aculeatus (three-spined stickleback) is the source of this 4642-nucleotide messenger RNA. RefSeq names its product BLM RecQ like helicase (gene blm). Lineage: Eukaryota; Metazoa; Chordata; Actinopteri; Perciformes; Gasterosteidae. The record is from RefSeq and is a predicted model, not a curated record. Gene Ontology annotation, molecular function: hydrolase activity, acting on acid anhydrides, in phosphorus-containing anhydrides; 3'-5' DNA helicase activity; ATP binding. Gene Ontology annotation, biological process: telomere maintenance; DNA replication; double-strand break repair via homologous recombination. Gene Ontology annotation, cellular component: chromosome; cytoplasm; nucleus.
CAAUAAGGAAGAGAUUGUGGAAUAGGCGCAAAGUCCGUUGUCAGUCUGUUUGUGGCGCACUCCUGAAGGAAGUAAACCGUGUGGUUCUCAGUUCAUAGAUAACACUUUGAAAGCUUAAUGAACUUUUACUUGAUGCAACGUCUCGUUUCGUUGGCGUUCUGUGUCACGAGCGAUGCGGAAGAGACCCGCUUUAACUGAGCACACAGCUGCAACAAGCUAGCAGUGUCCAGCGCAGCCUCUGUUUCACCGACAAUGUCUUGUCUUCCACAAAACAACUUGAAGGAGCAGCUGGCGAGGCACAGCAAUGCUGCUCAGAGCAAGUUGUCUCUGGCUAAACCCAAACCGGGGGCCUUUUCUUUCAAGAAGUCCUCCUCGACUACACCCAGGGUGGAAGUCCCAACCAAGGUAAUCGGAGCUAAUGUUUUGGCAAACAGGAAUGUCAAUGUCUCUAAGAACAAUUUGGUGACUAAAUCUCAUUUGACAUUUCCAAACAAGCUCGAGAGACCACAAAAAUCCCAAAUCAGCAACUUCGUCCCUGUAAAUUCAAAAAGCAAGUCCGACUCCAUCAGCCCGUCAGGUAACCGUGCUCCUGCAGCAGUGUCUUCUAUUCCACACAACCAGUUUACUGGUGGCAAUGGAAGCAAGUCCAGAAGUCUGGAUACUUCUCUGGGAUUCCCGAUGGAUGACUGGGACGAUCUUGAUGACUUUGAGAUCCCUGUCAAAAAUGACUCUGGGAUGAGCGCCAACCAAGUGUCGUUGUUUAAUGAAGAGAGAGCACAAUCAUCUCUCACGAAGCCUCCGUUGAGCAACUGCCUUGAAAACGGAAAUGGCCUUUCUAGAAGUGAACAAUCUUUUAUGGAAACGGACGAGCUGGAGCACCAAGUCCGCAAUGCAGCAGCUUCACCAGAACAGUGUUUGAAUAAUGAACCAGCGGAGUUUGAGCUUGACGUUUCUCCACUAAAAGCGACCAGAAAACGUCCUCCUGGUCACCGGAGGCCCGUUAUGAGUGAUAGUGAAGAGGACAACGAUGAUGGGCUUGAGCCUUUCAAAACAAAGACCGAUGACGAGACUAAAUGGACUGACCCGAAGGUGAUACAGCUCUAUGACAACUCCGAUCCUGAAGAUGAUCUUGAUUACAUUCCUCCUUCUCCAAUCCCUGAUGAGAUAUCUUAUACUACCUCCGCAUUGGAGACCAGAUCAAAAUCAGUCGAUGCCAAAAGCAGAGACAGUUGUGUGCAAUCAAAAGGACCCAUCGCCACUCUACACGCCUCGUCUGAUAACCACUCAAACGACAAUACAAACGAGCAACUCUUCAGCAUUAUGCAGUGCAUUUGUUCUCUGGUCGAUUCCAUCCCUGAACAUGAAGUGAUCGGUCUGUCCUGUGGCAGUGAGCUUUUGCUGAAGAGGGCUCAAAGGAAGAGAAUUCUUGCCACUGGGGGUUGCAAUUCAUUGAGCAUGCAGCAGCCAGACAGCACUGUGAUUUCCGACUGCAGCCAUAAAAUAAGAUCUUCUUUUAGCUGUGAUACGUCUAGUGUUAUGUCAUCCAGCGGCUCCGGCCCUUCGGACUCAAAGAAGCCUCCUCAGAUCAGGAGAUCUUCAAUCAUCUCUGUGGACGAUGGUUGUGAUCACUCAGACGGUAUCACCAGCACGAAGCCCUCGUAUAGUAGGAAAAGCGGAGCAGAUCAUGCGACAAAUCAGAGUAUCUGUGACUCCCCAUCAACCCACAGGCUGACGGGGCCGUCUUUUAAUUCCUCUAAGAAAUCGACCACACACGCCGAUGGUUCAGAUCGCUUGUUCUCCCCAAAGAAGCCGGAGACUGUUGUUCAGAGCAAAUCUAACACUCCGGCAGCCAGUACCGCAACGGAAGACGUCGAACUAGAUGACUUUUACAAUGACUACUUUGACAUUGACGACUUCAAUGACUCCGAUGUGCCCAGUUACUUUGACGAACCCUCAAACUCCAGCACUGUGGCUUCGACAGCGAAAGAUCUGCGAUCAUGCGAGUCUCCGUGGGGGAACAAACCAACGACUCCUGCACCUGCACCUAAGCCUGCGAAGAUCUGCUCCCCUGAACCCACCUACAGAAACCCAGCCCACGAUCGCUUCCGAGGGUUCAACUUCCCCCACUCACAGGAGAUGAUGAAGAUUUUCCACAAGCGUUUUGGUCUUCAUCAAUUCAGGUUUAAUCAACUUGAAGCGAUCAAUGCAACGAUUCUUGCAGAAGAUACCUUUGUCUUGAUGCCCACAGGCGGUGGAAAAAGCCUGUGCUACCAGCUGCCGGCCUGUGUGUCACCUGGAGUCACUGUGGUCAUCUCCCCACUCAAAUCUCUCAUUGUGGACCAGGUCCAGAAACUCACUACACUGGAUAUACCAGCGACGAGCCUCUCUGGUAGUAAAAGUGACAGCGAAGCAGGAAGGAUUUAUAUGCAGCUCUCUCGGAAAGACCCCAUCAUUAAACUUCUCUAUGUCACUCCGGAAAAGGUGAGUGCAAGUCAGAAGCUGAUCUCCGCCAUGCAGAACCUGUACGAGCGCGGCCUUCUGGUGCGCUUUGUCAUAGAUGAAGCCCAUUGUGUCAGUCAGUGGGGUCACGAUUUUCGUCCGGACUACAAGAGGCUACAUGAACUGCGGCAGAAGUUCCCGAGCGUGCCCAUGAUGGCCCUGACAGCCACCGCCACCCCGCGGGUUCAGAAGGACAUCCUGAACCAGCUCAACAUGACCCGGCCACAGGUGUUCACCAUGAGCUUCAACAGAACAAACCUGAAGUACGCUGUCCUGCCCAAGAAACCCAAGAAGGUUGCAGAGGACUGCAUCGACUGGAUUAAGAAGCACUACCCGCGUGACUCCGGCAUCAUCUACUGCCUGUCCCGUAACGACUGUGACGCCAUGGCUGAAGGUCUGCAGAGAGCUCACAUAUCCGCUCUGUCGUAUCACGCGGGCCUGAGUGACGGCGACCGAGAAUACGUGCAGAGCAAGUGGAUCAACCAGGACGGCUGCCAGGUCAUCUGUGCCACCAUAGCGUUCGGCAUGGGCAUCGACAAGCCCGACGUGCGUUAUGUGAUCCACGCCAGUCUGCCUAAGUCGGUGGAGGGUUACUACCAGGAGUCGGGGAGAGCUGGCAGAGAUGGAGAGAUCUCCCACUGUAUCCUCUUCUACUCGUACACCGACGUCCAUCGCAUCAAGAGGAUCAUCGGCAUGGACAAAGAAGGUGACCGACACACCAAGGCGACUCAUUUCAACAAUCUGCACAGCAUGGUGCACUUCUGUGAGAACGUGAUGGAGUGCAGAAGACUUCAGCUGCUUGCAUACUUUGGGGAGCUGAAGUUUAACAAAAUGUUCUGUAAGGAACACGCAAACGUCAGCUGUGACAACUGUGCCAAACCCAACCAAUACAAGAUGAGAAACGUCACUGAAGACGUGAAGAAGAUUGUAAAGUUUGUUCAGGAGAACUGCGAGAAAGUUGGAUCAAGGUUUGGCAGAACUGCUCAGCAAAACCGGCUGACUCUGAAUAUGUUGGUGGAUGUAUUUGUAGGGUCCAAGAGUGCCAAGGUACAGACAGGAAUGUUUGGGAUGGGAGGAGCCUACUCGAGGCACAAUGCUGACCGUCUCUUCAAAAAACUAGUCCUGGACAACAUCCUGGAGGAGGAUCUUUACAUCACCAUCAACGGCCAAGCCGUGUCGUAUAUAUCUGCUGGACCCAAAGCCAUGAACGUGCUGUCUGGACACAUGCAGGUGGAGUUCUAUGAGACUGAGAGUGCGUCAAGCAUCAGGAAACAUAAAGCUGCUGUGACCACGAACGUCUCCCAGAGAGAGCAGAAGGUUCAGGAGUGUCUGAAGGAGCUGACCGAUCUCUGCAAGCAGCUAGGGAAAGCGUUUGGCAUCCACUAUUACAACAUCUUCUCCACUGCUGCCUUAAAAAAGAUAGCCGAGAAGCUCUCUCCUGACCCGGAGGUCCUCCUUCAGAUUGAUAGUGUGACUGAAGACAAACUGGAGAAGUAUGGCGCUGAGGUCAUUCAGGUCCUAGAGAAGUACUCUGAGUGGCAGCUGCCUGAGGAGCCGCCUGAAACCACGGGAGACGGGUGGAUAGACACGGCACAAGGCCGCUCGUACGGAGAUGACGAUGGCGACGCCGAGUCCUCCGCGUACUUCCGUGGUCAGUCUGCACAGGGACAGAAGAGAAAGAAAGCUCCAUUCUUCAAAUAUUCCAAGAAGAGAAAAGCUUCUGGCAACUCGAAAGGUCGCGGCUACAGCAGCAAUAAGUCGUGGUCGUCGUCCGGCUCCAGAGGCGGGUCCAGCGCUGCGGGACGGGGGUCCAGGAGCUCGACGGGAGACUUUUCAGCCAGCAGGAAACCGGGCUUCCUAAAUGUGCCGGCCCCUCAAACCAACCAGCGACCCUUCUUAAAGCCCACCUUUUCACAUUUGGGCUAGAAGCUUCUUGCGAUCUGACUUCUAGGGUAGCAGACUGCUUUGUCACUACAGAUUUAAAUAUUGGUUGUUAGUAAUGGUUAAUCAGUAUUUACCAGUUAUAUCAACUGUUUAUUGAAACUUUUAACAUCGUUUGUUAUGUACAGUUGAGUGUUUUGCUUAUUGUUCCUUUUCACUGUCCAUUUUGUUUAUAUUAAAGAAUAAUUACCUAAUUAAAAAA